Messenger RNA from Closterium sp. Yama58-4, 1134 nucleotides. The record is from the annotation of a GenBank genome assembly. NCBI's taxonomy places the organism in Eukaryota, Viridiplantae, Streptophyta, Zygnematophyceae, Desmidiales, Closteriaceae.
AUGGAAGACCAACACAGGCCUGGCCGCCGAACAGACGUCACGUGCCGCGACAUCAGCUCUGGUACCACCUGGGCCUUGGAUGUUUCUGUAGCCGAUCCUCAAAAGGGGUUUCCGCACUCCAACGCAGCUACGGUAAUCGGUUCAGCAGCAGCCACUCGUGAAAGUGAGAAGACUACCAACUAUGCUGCAGCACUUCGUGACCGCCCAGACGUCAAACUGUUUCCUCUUGUCAUCGAAACCUUUGGUUGCUUUGGCACUUCCUUCAACAUCUUCCUUCGCCAAUGCAGCCGUAGGGGGGCUUCACAAGUUCGCGACUUGAGUGGUGCCACAGAUUCUCUUCCCUAUCAUAAGUUGCUGCCAAGGACUCAAUGGGGGAUCAAUCUUGGUACCUGCCCAGUGAGCAAGGGGUGGGUGAUCAAGGAUGUGGUUUCGGGGAAGGUCACAAUCACCCGGGAUGUUAUUUUCUACGAGGAGGUGAGCUACCUGCAGUGGAAGGGGGUAGAGAAAGAGAUUGCAGCAGCAGGGACAGCAACUACAUCGGACAAGGUAGAGGAUCUCUUGGAAGAAAAGGAGAGUGAGGGAGUUGGUGAUGAAAAGGAUGAGGAGAUCGAAGAUGUGGAACGGGCAGAUUCAGUUGAUUGGGUGUGGGAGAAGGCACCAGCCAGGGAAGCGGAUGAAAACAAGGGAGUGGAGAUAGCAGGGGAGCAGCCAAGCAAGGAAGUAGCUGAGGGUGUCAACGAUGAAGUGGCUAGAGAAGAGAGAGAUGAAGAAUCAGCAGCUGAAGGAAGUAGCGAUCCCUGGAAGUUCCUGAAUAGUGGUGACAACCAGGCAGCAGAGAAGGAGAUAGAGGACUUACUUGAGGAGGGCGCCAUCGUGAUUGGAAGGGAAGUAAAGGAUGGAGAAGGGAAAGCAUUGACGGAUUCCAGUGAGGAAGAGGUCGAAUCAUCUGCAGAGGAGUUGGGGAAAGGAAAGAGGGUGAAGAAACCAAACCCUCGGUAUGCGCAACUGCUGAUGACGUGCUGGAAGGACAUCCAUACCCAUCUCCUACUCUCUGCCAGCUGUGCCUUUGGUGUUUCAGUGUUGUGCCUCUGUGUUCAAGGGCCGUUGUGUGCUACCUCUAGCAUGUGGCGCUAG